AUGCAGUUACAAGAGCGUGAAGAUUCUCCUCCACCGCCACCUCCACCUCCCCAUCGAGUCGCCCUCAAUCGCGGUCCCUCACACUCCCCUCAACCGCCUCAGCAUCAUCAAUACUAUCAGCGCUCUCACUCUCCUCAGCCACCUCAACCACCUCGAUCUCCACAGCCUCCUAUGCACCAGCAGCAGCGCCACUUGCGAUCUCCGCAGCCACCAACGCAUGCCCCGCACCCUUCACGUUCUCCCAAACCAUUGAAUAUGAACGACCGCUAUGUGAUAUUUGCACGAACUCCAUCUCCUGGAGCAGCUUCCACACACUCUGCCCACUCCGCAAUCUCGGCUCAAUCAGACGUAAAUGGGAAUACACCCUCUCCUAUGAGAGAUGCCAUGGAAGAUAUUAUGACUUCAUUGGAAGACAUGGGCAUUCCUCGCGACCCUCCGUCCCCAUCCCCUCGACAAGCCCCCUCACCUUCACCACCACCAAAUUUCAACAACCCUUGGUCUGCAGAGGACUAUGACGAAAUGAAUGACCGAACCCCGCCUGCCACUCGCAGACGGCCUCUCACAUCACUCGGCUUUGAUGGAUACAAGGAGCAACAUCGUGGAAUUCCCCAACAGCGAAACAGCGUCUACUCACAUGAUCACUACAUGGACGGACCUCCUCAAUUGAAUAAUUAUGUGCAAAGGAUGGAGAGUCGCCUGCGACAGUUAGAAGACCAGAACCGACCACCCGAGAAUGAGGGAGCUGGCCCAGAUGACGAUCAACCCCCACCACCGCCUCCAAAACAUGCAAGCUAUCAUCAUCCCCGACACAAUUCAAUUGCAGGCCAGUAUGCGCAGGCACGGUCUGGGCAAGACCAUAGGGGUGAUAUACUCAACCGAUCAUUCACCAACAAGUCGAGCGCCACUACCUCCAGUGGUGUGCAAAGCAUUGGGACCAACAUGACUAGCAGUACCGACAAGACAAGCCAAAGCUUGAUGAGCGGUGUUUCUGCUGGUGGUUUCAGCGCAACUAGUGCGGGUAGCUACGCCAGACGAAACGGCGCCCACCAGCGGCCAAACACAGCUAUGGAUACCGUCCGAUCUAGGGGCUUCAGUGAUGCUGGCGAUAGGCCAGAGACCCCCCUCACGGGAAUCUCUUACCACUCCAGCCACAACACAUCUCGCCAAGGGGCAUCGUCUGCUAUUCCUUGGUCCGCUGCCGAUAACGAUGCAGGAGAUUCCGGUGGAGUUUUCGGUGGUCUUUCGACGCCCAAGACUAAAAAGCAAGGGUUCUUCAAGAAAAUCUUCGAGUCUGCCAAGACGGGUGCUGCAAGCGCGAGAAGCAGCAUUUCGGUUGGCCAUAGCACUGGAUCCCAGUCUCCAACCAAGGGUAACAGAAUGAUUGACGUUGUGUCGCCUCUCCUCACAGCUCAUUCAUCCCGUGAUACAGCCCGGGACAUGGGUAUGAGUGCCAGUUCCAUUGACUGGGUGCAAGUUCGUCGGGAUGUCAACCGAGCGUCAUCACCAAGUCGGAACGAGAGAAUCGAAAGAGCCGAGCGGUGCCAGAUGAUGGAUCAUCCGGUCAUCUAUGCCAUCGAGGAACUGUACGACACUGCAGAAGGUGAUGAGAGUAUCGAUGGAUUACCAAUCAGUGAGCCCACGAAUUUCAACGCCGGAAACCUGAAUCUUGUGGACAAGAGUGCGCGGUUUAUUAAUAGCAUUCCGCCGCUCACAAAUCCUGUGAGCCUUGCUCAGGGUUACAUCUGCCGACCCUACAAGAGCGAUGUUCAACGUCUACGGGCCAUAUUCACCUGGGUUAGUGAGAAAAUCGCAUGGGAGGAGCCUGUUGACGGGCUCGAUGUCGACAUGAAAAGAGUGCUGCAAGCUAAGCGAGGUAGCCCUCAAGAAAUCGCUUACCUGGUGCAUGAAAUGUGUGCAGCAGUCGGUCUACAUGCUGAGACUAUCCGUGGCUUCCUCAAGAACCCUGGUGACUCCCUGGAUCUCGACAGCCUUUCUCGUCCCAAUCACUGGUGGAAUGCAGUCCUGGUUGAUGGCGAGUGGCGUAUUAUGGACUGCGCAUUGGCGAACCCUACAAACCCCCAGCGAAGCAAGUUUGUCACCAAUAAUAUGUCAAUCGCCGAAACCUGGUACUUCCUCACCCGGCCUCUCGACAUUUGCUUCACGCAUGUCCCGCUUUAUCCUGAAGAGCAGCAUAUCUGUCCUCCAGUUUCGCCAGAUGUUUUACUUGCUCUGCCAGGUGUAUGCCCCCAAUUCUUCAAGCUUGGUGUGCAGUUCCCAGACUAUGACACUAGCUUGAUGCGCGUUGAGGGCCUAGAAUGCCUCCAGAUCCGCUUGGUGGUCCCUCCCGACGUUGAAUGCGCCGCCGAGGUCGAAGCACCGGCAUUCGCUUGCGAUGCCGACGGGGACUUUUUCGAAAGCGGCGACAUUGUGCGCAAGCGCGCCCUAGUUCAACCAGACUGGUUCAACGGCCAGAAGCGGAUCACCAUCAAGGCCGUCUUGCCAGGAGACGAAGGACAGGGUGUGUUGAAGGUCUACGCUGGUAAGAAGGGCCUCAUGCACUCCAGCCGCGAUAUCCCUCAUCCAAUGGCCCUCGCUCUGCCAAUGGUGCACACGGGAGAAAACCCGCCAUACGACUUUGUCCUCCGUCAUCCCACGCCUCACGCCCAACGGCACGAUCUGUACAUCAUGCAGCCCCAAUGCUCCCGCCUAGCGGUUAACAAUACCUUUGUCUUCGCCGUGCGACAACACCCAUCUUCCCCUCAACCCCCAGCCAAGGAGGACUACGCCGUCAACGGACGAGCCUCACCAUCGGUAUUCAACCGACCGUCCAGUGCCCUGAGCAUGGUGUCUAGUACCGCCCCAUCAACGAUAUCAAGUAACUCGAACGAGUUCUCUGCAUCGACAUCUGCUAUUUCCUCAACCAGGUCUGCGUCUGGUCGCGACAAGCCGGCCAAAUUGGCUAUCCAGGCACCAUCUGGCAAAAUCUUGCGUCUUACCCGGAAGGCGGAUCAUAUGAUCAGCUCGCCAGAUCCUAAUGGCCUGUCCGUUACUGAUGCCCCCGCCGAGGGUAGUGUAUGGGAGACGGUCAUCAAGAUCGGUGAGCGGGGUACCUGGCGUGGCUUGGUCCUUGCUGACCGAGUCGCACGGUGGUGUGUGUUCUGUGAGUGGGAGUGUGUUUGA
Messenger RNA from Penicillium subrubescens, 3180 nucleotides. Its product is annotated as putative SH3 domain protein (Cyk3). The transcript has a single exon. Lineage: Eukaryota; Fungi; Ascomycota; Eurotiomycetes; Eurotiales; Aspergillaceae. The record is from RefSeq and is a predicted model, not a curated record. The coding region runs from base 1 to 3180 and encodes 1059 amino acids.